This is a messenger RNA of Diplodia corticola, 708 nucleotides long. RefSeq lists its product as uncharacterized. Lineage: Eukaryota; Fungi; Ascomycota; Dothideomycetes; Botryosphaeriales; Botryosphaeriaceae. The transcript is spliced from 2 exons. The record is from RefSeq and is a predicted model, not a curated record. Bases 1 to 708 code for a protein of 235 amino acids.
AUGAAGUCUGCUACUCUUCUUGCCCUUCCCGCCCUUGCGGCCGCUCUGCCUUCCCUUCCUUCCGUCACCCGUCUUCUGCAGAAGCGUGAUGACACUUGGGGUGGUGCCGUCUCUCUCGGCCCCACCAAGUCGACCAUCGUCAACGCCGUCACCACCAUCAUCCCCGGCACUCCUCCUUCCUCCCAGAAUGGCGAGCUCUUCCUGUGGCCUGGUAUGAGCAACGGCACCGGCGAUCUUGUCCAGACCACUCUUGAGCAGUGGUCUAGCGGAAACUCGUGGUGCGGCGCCGACUCGUCCCAGUGGUGCAUCCGCGCCUCCCUCUUCGGCAGCUUCGGCCAGAAGGACUCGAACUCGUCUGCCGUCAGCGGCGACACCAAGGUCAGGAUCGAAUACAACCUGAUGGACGAUGGCACCACCUGGGAACAGAUCGUCACCAACGCCGAGACUGGUGAGAACCUGUCGUACUUCUCCUAUGACUCGGGCCCAUACAUGACCGGCUACGGCACCGGCACUGAGUGCGACGACAGCUGCACCGGCACCAUCUCCGAGCAGCAGUAUCUCAACACUACCAUCACCCUCGCCGGCGCCGACACCUCCUUCAGUGACACCCUGACCAGCUCCGGCGGUGCCGUCUACACCGAGAUGAAGUCUAGCCAGGGCGGCAAGGUCUGGACCAUUGAGAAGAUCACUCUCCCCGCCAUGGACUAA